GAAUCCACGAUCUGGCAUUCAUGGCACCCGAGAUCUGAAUGCUGACAUCCACACCCGAUUCGCGCUCGUACCGACUGUCCCAAGCUGAGCUGCAUUCACCACUCGGGCACAACCUUGAUACUUUUGACAGCCUUUUGCCUUUGACAGCUACGCACAUCCAGACAUCGGAAAGUCCCUCGAGUCUUCACAAUACGCCGUCUCGCUCGGGUGCAUUGCCGCACGCAGGUCCUUCGACGAACAGCAACAGUUGGCACGGCAUUAUGAGUUACCCGUUCAAUAGCUCAUAUGCGGCUCAAAAGAGUCCUUCGCCUUACCAAAGUGGAACAGGUUACGAGACCUACUCUUCAAGUCAAGGUGCAGGUCAAAGUGCAGCGGCACCCCACGCGUACAGAUCAGCAAGCACUCACAAGAGGACAGACACCGGAUUCUCGUACAAUUCGGAUGGCGGGGAUGCGGCUGGGAAAAGCCGAUCUAGAGAGGCGGAAAAGGAUGCGGGUCAAGGACCUUAUGGACCCAGCUAUGCUUCUGGGACGGGAGGGGCUGCACUAUACGGCAGCAAGGGCAUCUUCACACAAGAGGACAAAGGUGCUUUUGGUGCCAGGAGCGUCCCUGUGCGAAUCUUCAGAUCGAUCGGAUGCAUCAUCAUCUGGGCCAUACUCAUCAUCGUCUCGAUCGUGUGCCUGGUCGUUAUGUUUGCACGGCCGCCGAAUGUGGCCAUUUCUGGCAUCAAUCCUCCCAGCUCAGACGACAUCUCCGUUCAGGCCUCGGGCGUGACGUUCAAUAGCUCCAUCAACUUUGCCAUAUCCAAUCCCAAUUCCAUUUCUGCCACCAUCACAAAGCUGACGGCGCAUGCAUACAAUAAGGACGUCAACACCGAUGUGGACGUCGGCAGAGGGACGAUCGAAAACAAAAAGAUCGAAGCGAAUUCCAACACCACCAUUCACUUCCCAUUCCAGCUGGCGUACGAUCUGACCAAGGACAGAAAUUCUGCCAUUAUAAAGGACGUCAUCUCCAAGUGUGGUCUGGGAGGAGGAGGUGGAAACGGCCAGCUCGAGUACACGCUCAAGGUGGAUGUCAGACUAUCGAUUCUGAGCGUCGCCAUUCCCUUUACCAUUACUCGCCCGCUAUCCUUCACUUGUCCUGCCAGCACCAUCUCCUCGGCUCUACAAAAUCUGGGUCUGGGUGACAUCAUCAACAGCUUGGGCGGCAGAGCUUGGAACUUGAGACGAGCAUUACCCGAGGAGGAAGAGUGGAGCGAGGCGCGAAGCGUGCAAGAGAGGCUCGGAACGAGAGACGAUAUUGUUAGGGUGACGCAGAUGCUGGGCGAAAGAGCUCGGGAUGCGUUUGAAGAAAGACAGAGAAGAGCGCAGCCUGUGGCCAUCGAGUACCAAGCGAGCAGACGAGCGCUACAUCCCGAUGCUCUGUAGAACGUGCUGCUUUUCUGGUUGCAUUUCUUUGCAAGCGCCGUCAAGGGGCACUUGUUGACAGUCUUUCUGCUUCUCAUGCCAUCCCCCUAUUGCAACUCAUCUCUGCCCUUGACUCGACUCUCUUGUCGAUUCGUGAUUGUAUCACCGGCGUUGUUCGCAGCCUGCUUCGUAAUCUUCAUGGACAUUUGCAGUGCGUCAUGCGCUUUUGCUAGAUAGAACACACGCCCAAAUGCACAGCU
This is a messenger RNA of Ceraceosorus guamensis, 1666 nucleotides long. RefSeq lists its product as hypothetical. Lineage: Eukaryota; Fungi; Basidiomycota; Exobasidiomycetes; Ceraceosorales; Ceraceosoraceae. The record is from RefSeq and is a predicted model, not a curated record. Bases 39 to 1427 code for a protein of 462 amino acids. The transcript is spliced from 5 exons.